ACCGACUUUCCCCCCGGGACCGGGGCGCCCCGGAGGACCCGCGAGCGAGCGCGCUGGGACGCGCGGCCGUGGGCUGGCUGCCAUGGACGCCUUCACCCGCUUCACCAACCAGACGCAGGGCCGGGACCGCCUCUUCAGAGCCACUCAGUACACAUGCAUGUUGCUUACAUAUUUGUUAGAGCCUAAGGCUGGCAAAGAGGAGGUGGUCACGAAGCUCAAGAAACUGGAGUCCAGUGUGAGCACUGGCCGUAAAUGGUUCAGGCUCGGCAACGUGGUACACGCUGUCCAGGCGACCGAGCAGAGCAUCCGGGCCACCGACCCAGUGCCUCGCCUGUGCCUGACGUUAGCCAACCUGAACCGCGUGAUUUACUUCGUCUGUGACACUGUCCUCUGGGUGAAGAGCGUAGGUCUUGCCUCCGGCAUCAACAAAGACACGUGGCGACGACGGGCCGCCCGCCACUACUGCUGUUUCCUCCUGCUGAGCCUGGUCAGGGACGUGUAUGAAAUCUCCCUGCAGAUGGGGCGGGUGGCACGCGACAGAGCCAGGAGGAAGGAAUCGUCCUCCCGGGACCCCCCUGCGUACAGCGUGGCGGACGAGGAGACAGAGUGGCUGCAGUCCUUCCUCCUCCUCCUAUUCCGGUCCCUGAAGCGCCACCCGCCCCUGCUCCUCGACACGGUGAAGAACUUCUGUGACAUCCUGAUCCCCCUGGACCAGCUGGGGAUCUAUAAGUCCAACGCAGGCAUCAUCGGGCUCGGGGGGCUCGUGUCCUCGGUGGCCGGCAUCAUCACUGUGGCGUAUCCUCAGAUGAAGCUCAGGACCCGCUAGGGUGCCUUCAGGCGAGGACUAGACCCUGCCCUCACAGGUGUGGACUAAGGCCAGGCCGAGCCACACUUAGCUUCCCAUUCCCCUGAGCGUCGAGCAGCCCGUGAUGCGGGCAGAGUGGAGCCGAGGCUGCAGAAGGGGAGUGUGGAUUUAAACUCACAUGUGGUUGUCGGAGAGCUGGAGUCACCUCUGGAUUUCUGAAUACCUUCCGUCAUCUAACACUCAGUGAGCGUCUCUUACGUGCACAGUGGGAGCUUAGCGUCUGUCCCCUGACUCACGAUCAGGAGGAAAACCAAGCGCAAAUGGCCCGGUCACAGGGUGACGGAGCACUCGGCUGUGGGCACUCUGGGGUGUGUCACCCAUUGUUUUUUGUUUUGUUUUUUGUUUUUUGGUUAUUUUUUUUUACAGGCAGAGUGGACAGUGAGAGAGAGAGAGACAGAGAGAGAGAGAAAGGUCUUCCUUUUGCCGUUGGUUCACCCUCCAAUGGCCGCCGUGGCCGGCGUGCUGCAGCUGGUGCACUGUGCUGAUCCAAAGGCAGGAGCCAGGUGCUUAUCCUGGUCUCCCAUGGGGUGCAGGGCCCAAGCACUUGGGCCAUCCUCCACUGCCUUCCUGGGCCACAGCAGAGAGCUGGCCUGGAAGAGGGGCAACCGGGACAGAAUCCGGCGCCCCGACUGGGACUAGAACCCGGUGUGCUGGUGCCACAGGGCGGAGGAUUAGCCUGUUGAGCCACGGCGCUGGCCCACCCAUUGGUUUUGCAGCACUCUGGGAUCUGGCCCACUGUACCCCACCGCCACCUAUGGAUGUCAGCCACGCACAGUGGGAGCUGGGCUUGGAGCUGCUUAAUUGUUGGCCCUCACAGCGCUGCACUUGCGUCCCUGCUGUGUCCAAAGUAGAAGCAGAAAAGUACCGUGCACCUUCAUGUUAGAAAUCGUGUCUGGGGGCAGAGGGCAUUAGGCAGUGCCAUGACUCUGCAAAAAUCAGAAACAGACAGAAGGGACUUGAGGUGACAACAGGUGGAAGGUUGCAGUGGUUGCCUGUCAUGUAGCCCAUGACAGAUAAGGAAACCGACUCAGAAAAACAAGCAGAACUCCUUCUUCCAAUUUCCAGCCCCUUGGCCGGUGGUCUCUCACUGCCUUCCUGGCAGAGUGAACGUGUGAGACCCUCCAGAAUUCUGUGUUGUCUCUUCUCUUGCCCAAAUUUGAUGCUUUCAUUGGUCCAUGCUUCCUGUUCUAGUCUACAAAAAAUGAAAACCUUAUAGACUUGUGAGCCAGAUUGUUUUUGUUCAAAGCCAUAUAACACUUUGGGCAAUUCUGCAUUAAUUUUCACCAAAAUGUAUGCUGUGAAAAGUGUCAUAAUUUGCUUUGAUAAUCAGAUUUCUCACUGUGGGGUGGCUAGGGGAGGUGGGAGAGAGCAGGCAGGGGCCAAGGAAGCAGACAUUUACCUGCGCUCUGGGUGUUGGGUUUUGUGAUGACGAAUCCUUCAGUUUGAGGGAAGUGAGGUGGGCAGGCAGGACGCCAGCAGCUCGGGGCCAGUGUCGGUCCUACCAGGAAGGCCUUGUCAUUCCCCUGGAAGGGAAUGGGAAAAGAAGUGUGCACUGAAGGGGUUAAAUUCCCAUAGAUGUGAUUAAGAUUCUUGAAAAACAGACUCAGGUCCUUCUCUCUCUGUCUCUUAAGUGAUCAAUCAAGGUCCGGGAUUUGGAAAAGAACAUUUUGGGGACUUUGAGAGAGAUGCAAGGUGCUGGACCCGGGCAGAUAAAGUUUAAAUGACUGUGUUUGCCUUGUCCAGAUCCUCCACUGUAACAGGUUCAUCAUGUCCAAUAAAUUUCAAGACAAAC
Messenger RNA from Lepus europaeus (European hare), 2657 nucleotides. It is a transcript of the gene PEX11A, whose product is annotated as peroxisomal biogenesis factor 11 alpha. The transcript is spliced from 3 exons. Lineage: Eukaryota; Metazoa; Chordata; Mammalia; Lagomorpha; Leporidae. Gene Ontology annotation, cellular component: peroxisomal membrane. Gene Ontology annotation, biological process: regulation of peroxisome size; peroxisome fission. The record is from RefSeq and is a predicted model, not a curated record. The coding region runs from base 83 to 826 and encodes 247 amino acids.